GGCGGUGGAACAACAAGAGCUUCAGAUCGCGGUCCGCCGCCAACAUUCAUUGAAUCGUUGGUGGUAGCAUGGGUUCUAGGUAUGUUAUGGUCGGAAAUCAAACAACUAUGGGAAGAAGGUUUCACCAAAUACGUUCAUCAAUGGUGGAAUUGGUUGGAUUUCAUAAUGAUCUGUCUAUAUUUAUGUACGAUUUCCGUAAGGUUGAGUGCCUAUUGGAUCUAUAGCUAUAUGGAUUAUCCACAUCGUUACUCGAUUCGUACCUAUUGGGAAGCAUAUGAGCCGAUCUUCGCUCGGAUCAUCUACUUGUUCCAGACUAAUCCGUACCUCGGACCGUUACAGAUCUCCCUGGGAUGUAUGCUGGUCGAUGUCGCCAAGUUCUGCUUCAUUUUCGUUCUGAUUAUCAGCAGUUUUAGCAUCGGUUUAGCUCAACUUUACUGGGAACCAUCACCUGACGCAAUCAGUCGGUCGGGCAAUGUUUAUCAUGUAUCACUGCACUUCGAUCAUCGUACUGUUGAACAUGCUCAUCGCCAUGAUGAGCCACUCAUUCCAAAUCAUCAACGUCAGUAA
Molecule: messenger RNA, 567 nt
Organism: Ostertagia ostertagi
Lineage: Eukaryota; Metazoa; Nematoda; Chromadorea; Rhabditida; Trichostrongylidae
Source: the annotation of a GenBank genome assembly